UGUCUGUGCUCAUGUUUGUUUUGUUUUGGUGAAAUUUUUUACCGGCACUUAUUUUUUAUAUUUAUAUUGUAUUUGCUUAUUCUACUAAUUCUACUUGACAACAAGUUUGUUUGAAUAUCAAGCUUGGUGACCUUACAGCACAAACCCUCGUUGUCUUCAUUUAACGUAUUCGUCGUAUAUGAAUGAAACUUUUUGAGAUUUCAUCCAAAUUUCAACUGCAAAAUUCUAAAUUACUAUGAUACGUCUGUGCCUUAUUAUACUAUUCAUAAACUUGGUCCGUACGGCCGAAUAUGAUACGUCUGGUUAUUUGGUUUACUGUCCUUGCAUGGGCAGAUUUGGAAAUCAAGCAGACCACUUCCUUGGUGCAUUGGCAUUCAGCAAGAGUCUUAAUCGCACAUUAAUCCUACCGCCCUGGGUAGAAUACAGAUAUGGAGAACUUAAAUCUAUACAAGUUCCUUUUGAUACUUAUUUUAAAACUAAUGUGUUGCAAAAGUAUCAUAGGGUUAUUACAAUGGAAUCAUUUAUGAAAGAACUUGGUAGUAAAAUAUGGCCUCAAAAUAAAAGAGUAUCAUUUUGCUACACAAAGAGAAAUGGAGAAAUAACUAACAGUUGCAAUGCUAAAUCUGGUAACCCCUUUGGACCAUUUUGGGAUACAUUCAGUAUUGAGUUUGUGGAUUCAGAAUUCUAUGGCCCUCUUCAUUAUGAUGCACAUGAUACAGCUAUGAUUAAGAAAUGGACUUCCAAAUAUGCCGCUAGUGAAUGGCCAGUUCUAGCAUUUACGGGUGCACCUGCCAGCUUUCCAGUUCAAAAUGAAAAUAGAGGACUUCAUAAGUAUUUAAAAUGGAGUAAUGACAUCACAACAAGAGCUAAACAGUUCAUUAAAGAGAACAUGAGCGGCGGUAGCUUCUUGGGUAUCCACUUACGUAACGGUCAAGACUGGGUCAAAGCUUGCCAGCAUGUUCACAACAGUCCAACACUGUUUGCCUCCCCACAGUGUGUUGGGUAUAAGAAUGAACGAGGACCUUUGACUAUGUCUAUGUGCUUUCCAGAAAAGUCUGUAAUAUUUAAGCAGAUAAAGAGAGCAUUAAGAAAAGUUGAAGACACAAAGUAUAUUUUCGUUGCAUCAGAUUCAAACCACAUGAUAAAUGAAAUAAGUGCGGAAUUGAAAAGCACAGGUGUUAAAGUAUUGAGAUUAACUCCCUCGAAUCCCCACCUAGACCUGGCUAUACUGGGUCAAGCCAACUACUUCAUUGGCAACUGUGUAUCAUCUUACUCUGCGUUUGUGAAACGGGAACGUGAUGCUAGAGGUAUACCAUCAGAAUUCUGGUCAUACCCUCACAAGAAGAAGACAAAACAUGAAGAACUGUAACAAGUUUCAUAUUAGUAAAUAAGUAUAAUUAGUAAUGGAAACCCCAAUCUAUUAUUAAAGUAUUUUUUCUACUUAAAC
This is a messenger RNA of Plutella xylostella (diamondback moth), 1447 nucleotides long. It is a transcript of the gene pofut1, whose product is annotated as protein-O-fucosyltransferase 1. Lineage: Eukaryota; Metazoa; Arthropoda; Insecta; Lepidoptera; Plutellidae. Gene Ontology annotation, biological process: protein O-linked glycosylation via fucose; Notch signaling pathway. Gene Ontology annotation, molecular function: peptide-O-fucosyltransferase activity. The record is from RefSeq and is a predicted model, not a curated record.